AUGGGUGAAAAUAAGUCGGAUUCCUCUGCCAGUUUGCGUGUCUCUUCUUUUGACGACGGUUCCAGCGUUGCUAUCGGAAACUUUUUCAAUGGACUGAGUAUACCUUCGGACACUGAAUUUGAAUUGUAUCAAACUAAAUCGAAAAAACACCCACAGUACCUUAUACAUGGUGAGAAUGAAAGACUAUUGUACGACGGCCAAACAGACCCUGAGGAUAACAGUAACUACUGCAUAGCCAUCUAUGAUCCUGAUUCAGCAUCUGUAGAGCUAUACAAGGCUCCCCUAAUCGUGUCACAAGUUAGCUCCAAGUUAAAGAGAAAAUCAUCAGGUCCAGCCGUUAAACAAGCAGGCAUUCAUGCCAGAUUACAAAGAAAUGCUUUGGGUCAGGCAUUUGGUACUAAAAAAGCCAAGAAGGCCAUCACGAGCAAUGAGAUCAAUAAAGUGGAUGCUUCCAAAUUGGAAGGUUCAGCUCUUGACAUUGUUGAUUCGAUAAAGAGUACCACUGAACAACUUCCUUCACGGGAAGAGUUGGAAACCAAAUUGGACGAAUUUAGACCCGUACCUCCUUAUAAUUUGGAUGCCACGCAUGUGGAAGAUAUUUAUCCAUUAGAGGGUAUAAUAUCAAGUCUCGAAUGGAAAUAUUUACGUGUGGAUGCAAUUCUCGCAGAAACAGACUGGAAGAAGAGAUUGGAACUGUUUCCCUUCCAGGACUCGCAUUACAUUCGUUCACAUUUGGAGAAACUUAGUCUUGAUAAGAACACACAGAAGAAGACAAUCCAGUUGCUCUACUAUCUAUCAGUAUUGCUUGGUACUUACCGAAACAGGAGAUUACAUCAAAAACAAGCCCUCAUGGAAGCAUUACAAGAUCCACCAGAAUCUUUAAUUAACGGCGUACUAAAGCGGUUUACAGUUGUAAAAGCAGGACUCUUUGGUCGACGCAAAGACCAAUCAUUUUUGGUUGACCCUCAGAACGAGGACAAAUUGCUGGGAUACAUUUUGGCCCUCAUUUUGCACAUCGAUUCAUUUAUGAUCGAAAUACCCCCGCUAUCGCAAGAGCUGUCCUUAAAAUCAUCGAAACUCUCCAACCUGUUGAGAGUCUUGGGUUGCACCAUCAAGCCAGUCACGGCUGCUGAAGCUGAGGUCCUGGGAGUAAAAAGAUCUGAAAUGAAGACUCACAAGGUUGCUGUGCUGAGAGUACCUUUUAAGCUUCCCGAAAUCACAAGAAGAAAGAGAAGAAACUAG
Komagataella phaffii GS115 is the source of this 1242-nucleotide messenger RNA. RefSeq names its product RNA polymerase I subunit A49. Gene Ontology annotation, biological process: nucleolar large rRNA transcription by RNA polymerase I; transcription elongation by RNA polymerase I; RNA polymerase I preinitiation complex assembly. The transcript has a single exon. The coding region runs from base 1 to 1242 and encodes 413 amino acids. Gene Ontology annotation, molecular function: DNA binding. NCBI's taxonomy places the organism in Eukaryota, Fungi, Ascomycota, Pichiomycetes, Pichiales, Pichiaceae. Gene Ontology annotation, cellular component: RNA polymerase I complex. The record is from RefSeq and is a predicted model, not a curated record.